AUGCCUCUUACCCAGAGGUGCGCGGAGCCUCCGGCCACAGCGUUGGCGCAGCUAAAGCUGCCGCUUCCUGCGAGGGCUCGCGGCCUCUGCUGGGGCCCGUCCGGCCCCCGGGCGGAGGCUGGAGGCGGGGAGAGCGAGCCUCCCCCCCCACGAAAGUUCCGGAAAGGUCCCGCCGAUGCCCCGCCCGGCGCCACAGCCCGGGGAGCCAAGACUAAGUGCAGGCUACACCCGGGCUUCCAGCGCGCCCGGGGAACAGCCGGGGGCGUGGGUCAAGCGGGUCAGGGGCACCGCCGGCAGGGCAGACUCACCGCUACCCGCCAGCGCAGCGUGCAGUGCAGCCGGGACCCCUGGGUGCCUCCCAGGAGGGCACGGAGGCCACCUGUCGCGCCCCCCCUCCCAUCCCUUGUGCCCACACUGUUGCGUAACUGGGAGGGACAAAGGUGA
Molecule: messenger RNA, 444 nt
Organism: Rangifer tarandus platyrhynchus (Svalbard reindeer)
Lineage: Eukaryota; Metazoa; Chordata; Mammalia; Artiodactyla; Cervidae
Source: the annotation of a GenBank genome assembly